Vitis riparia (riverbank grape) is the source of this 1630-nucleotide messenger RNA. Its product is annotated as protein DOWNY MILDEW RESISTANCE 6-like. The coding region runs from base 85 to 1098 and encodes 337 amino acids. The transcript is spliced from 5 exons. The record is from RefSeq and is a predicted model, not a curated record. NCBI's taxonomy places the organism in Eukaryota, Viridiplantae, Streptophyta, Magnoliopsida, Vitales, Vitaceae.
CAUCAUCUGAGGACCUGCCCGCUUUGGAGGCUUCACACCCUUUUCCUUCUUUUUGGCUCUUUCAUAUUGACCCCACCGGAAUCCAUGGAUUCUAAGGUCCUUUCCACCGGAAUCCCAUUUACCACUUUGCCGGAGAACUACAUCAGACCCGAAUCCGAGAGGCCUAGACUCUCCGAAGUUGCCGACUGCGAAAAUGUUCCUAUCAUCGACCUGAGUUGUGAAGAUCGAGCCCAAAUUAUUGAGCAACUCGCUGAUGCUUGUAGCCGUUAUGGCUUCUUUCAGGUUAUUAAUCAUGGGGUGUCUGCAGAAGCCAUCGACAAAAUGCUACAUGUGGCUAAUGAGUUUUUCCAGUUACCUGUGGAAGAGAAGAUGAAGUUGUAUUCAGAUGACCCAUCAAAGACAAUGAGGUUGUCUACCAGUUUCAAUGUCAAAAAGGAAAAAGUGCACAAUUGGAGAGAUUAUCUUAGACUUCAUUGCCAUCCUUUGGAGCAAUAUAUGCCAGAGUGGCCGUCCAAUCCUCCUGAGUUCAAGGAUACCGUGAGCAAUUACUGUGUAGAGGUUCGACAACUUGGGCACAGACUGGAAGAAGCCAUAGGAGAGAGUUUAGGCUUGGAAAAAGAUUAUAUAAGAAAUACAUUGGGUGAACAAGGGCAACAUAUGGCGGUAAACUAUUAUCCACCUUGUCCCGAGCCAGAGUUAACUUACGGACUGCCAGCACAUACGGACCCCAAUGCUCUUACAAUUCUUCUUCAAGACUCACAUGUCGCGGGUCUUCAAGUCCUUAAGGACGGCAAGUGGGUUGCUGUUAAACCCCACCCAGGUGCUUUUGUCGUUAACAUUGGCGAUCAAUUGCAGGCAUUGAGCAAUGGCAAGUACAGAAGUGUAUGGCACCGAGCCACUGUUAAUGUCGGUAAGGCAAGGAUGUCGAUUGCUUCUUUCCUCUGCCCAAGCGAUGAUGCGCUCAUUAGUCCAGCAAGGGCCCUCACGGAUGAGGGGUCUGCAGCCAUAUACAGGAGUUUCACGUAUGCAGAGUAUUACAAAAAGUUCUGGAGCAGGAACCUUGACCAAGAGCACUGUUUGGAAGUUUUUAAGAACUAGUGACCUUUAAUGUUGAGAAAACCAAGAAGAACUAAAUUGUUGUGCCUGGCUCCUUUGUGGUUCUGAGGUAUUUAUGACUAAAAGUUUAAGUUGCUGCUUGUUGCACUCCAGGAUAAUGGUUGCAGUUUUCACAUUAGUUGAGGAUAGAUGCUUGCUAAUUAUGUAGUUUGAAUAGUAUAUUUUUCUUUUAAGAUUGCUUUGCUGCUAUUAAGGUUUUGUUGAUUGAGUGCCGAAGAUUUAGAGCAACUUUUGAUCUUGUUUGCUGUGUGGUGUUGUUGUCAUAUUGUUGUUUUGUAUCAUUUGUAGCUGGCUGUAAUAUGCCAUAGAUGAUUACUUGUAAAUUUACCGUAACAAAACCUUCUGAUUGACUUGAAUUCAAUCAGAAGCAGUACCAUCUUUUGCAGCCUAGAAGUGUUAGUGUAGAACAAAUUUUAUGAUCAGGUGAGGAGUGUAGUUUGACCUUUUUAUUGGUUCCUUUCUUCUGCUCAGAAUACUUGAAGUAUUAAAAUAUUUGCCAGGUUUCAACUGCACA